CUCAGAUAGACAUGUCACUUUACAAGUCACUUCACAGUCAUGAUGCGAGGUAGCGCGUCAUUCUCCACGGAGAACAUUCACUAAAUACCGGACUUUUGACAGUAUUUUUGAAAACUUCAGAAAUGAUCCGAAUCAACAACACCCAAUAUUUCCACUUCCUGCAGCAGGCAGAUGCUUUACGCCGCUCAGGGUCAUUCUGCGAUGCCAUCAUUUCAGUAAAGAGUCAUACGUUCAAGGCUCAUCGGCUAGUACUGGCCUGCGCUAGCAGAAGACUGGCACAGCAGCUAGCCCAAGGUGACAUAGACAGCCCAGCACACUGCACACUGGAGUAUUUCUCACCACGCACGUUCCAGCAGGUCCUGGACUUCACCUACACCCAGGCCCUUGAAGUGCCUGUGGAGGACCUGUAUCUGCUGCUGAGAGCUGCUCAGACGCUGGAGAUGCAGCCGCUGGAGGACCAGUGCCGGAAACAGCUGGAUACCCUCAACGACAAAGCCAGAGAAGAGGACAAAAGAGGAGAAAUCACAGAUGUCAAAAAAGAAAAAAAAAGUGUAAAGGAGACAGAUCAAAAGAAAAAAGAAACUCCAGUUCAAGAGGAGGAAGUCCAAGAGAUUUCUUUGACAGGGGAGGAAGCAAGCAACAGCAAUGUCACGGAAAACCUUUCAGCCCCUGAUUCUGCUAAUAACCACAGCAGUUCGCCAACCCCAAGAAAAACGCUCAGACUCUCCCCUUUGUCAUCAAUACCGCAUAGCAGAGACAGUGCUAUUACCAGGCCCGCCACCAGCAGUUCCUCUUUCUCUUCUCCCUGGACUUUCUCUACGAACAUGUGGAACUCUGUGAACACCCUGAGGUGGAUAGCCGAAAACUCUUCAAACCUUAUUGCAGCACACCCUCUACAGUCCUCAAGUCAAUCCUCUGUAGCAUACCCAUUCUCUCUCACCUCUCCCCACGUAUUCCCCUUACUGGGCCCCCAUUUUCAAAACCAAGUUCACAGCUCUGUAAUGGGCUACUCAGGCUUUUACCCACGUUACACGCAAAACCUUUAUGCAGGAUCUACAGGAAUGGAAAGCAUAGUCAAGCAAGGCCUGUUAAAAAGAAAAAAACCCAUGCAAAGAGCAUUCAACGGGGAUGUUCAAAGUAUUGGGCCGAGUUACCCUCAAGGGCCAAAAGCCAGUGCAGAGAGAGUUAAAGACUGCCGAUGCUGCAAUACUAGUCUCCUUGGUGAUCCAGUUCUGCGGGAGUCAGCCUCCACACCAUCAGGUGAGGCCUGUGCAGGGUGUCAGUUCCGUGGAAGAGAUGUGCAGCAUGAACCACAAUCCAAUCGCCAAGACAACAGAGGAGAAAAACCCUACCAAUGCCAACACUGCCCCAAAAAGUUCAGCCUGAAACACCAACUUGACACACACCACAGAGUUCACACCGGGGAGAAACCUUUCGAGUGUCGUCUCUGUGGUCAGCGCUCAAGGGACUACUCAGCAAUGAUCAAGCACCUGCGGACUCAUGGCGGUGCUGCGCCCUACCAGUGUACCGUGUGCCUGGAGUUCUGCAACAGCCUGGUCGCCAUGCAAAGGCACAUCAAGAGUCACGCAGUGCAGGACUUUCCCCCAGACUGGAGCAUCAACAGCACCUACCUGUACACCUCCCACAUUUGAGCCAUGCUUAACAACAUGGACACAUCCAUCUAGACAAAGUUCUCAUAGGUGUAGCUUUAGAUUGUGCCUCUCAUGUAUUAUUAUUACAUUUGAGUCACAGAGCUGAUGUUUGACCAAAAAAAAAAAAAAAACCAGAAGGUUCUUUAACAACACUUACCCGUUUUGAAGUCAUAAUAAUACCUAAGAGGUACAAACUAGGGCUGUCAUGUAUAGCAAUAACGUCCAUGCAAACUGUGACUGUUCUGUAUUCACACUUACAACAGCAGAACAGAGAAUUGCAGCACUAAUUUCCAAUGACAUGUCAGAAAAUGUAUUGAAGGUGUUUAACUAAUUUCCCAUUAGGUCAUGUACGUGCAUUAAAGCCACAUCAACAGCUCAUCCUCAAUGAAUGACGCAGGCAUCUUCCCUCUUACUUUCAUAAUCAUUGGACCGAUUGUGUGAACUUUGUAAGUUUGACCCAGGUUUAUAGCGCCCUCAUGAGGGCAACCACUGUAACAAUCAGUCUUUUUCUGUAAUAGUGCUUAAACAGCAACACUAUCAGAAUGGGACUAGUGGCUGAGAUGUCACACUUGAAGCUGGACAAAAGAGAUUUUUUUAUUCAUUGCUUGAGCAUUUGAACAGUCAACAUUUAGUGAAUACGUCAUAGUAAGUAUGUACACAGGAUUUUCCUCACUAAAUCUGAGUGAGGAAAAUCCUGUGUACAUACUUACUAUGACAUAUUCCCUUCAAAAGUGUCUAGUUCUUCCUUUAAAAUAGUGACUAAAGUCUUUAGUUAUUUUACUCUCAGAGAAAAGCAAUAUGAGAAGGGUAAGAGUUAUCAGAGAGGGGUAAGAGUCAUCAGCAGUGACUCCGUCAAAUUCCAAUAUGGUGAAAUUACAAAGUGCUGUUACAGCUAUAAAUUUAUACUGGUAAGCAGGAAUGUUGUGGGCAGCAAAAAAUGCAAAUGGAGAGCUCUGCUUACAUUCAGAUAACUUGAGGUCAUCUGUCUAGCCCCCAAAAAGCAAGAGUCUGUCAUUUUCUCAUUGUUUUAUUCUUCCAUUAGUGAAUUUUCUGUUUUGUCCCUCAGUGACUUCCUAUAAGACAUGGACAUAACAUAGCAAAUGUGUCUCAAAAGUAAAUACCAAGUGGUAUUUAGCUGCUGCCAUACCUCUGGAAAAGAUCCAAAAAGGUUAUGACUGUGAAGCUAUCCCAGCAGUCCUCAUAUGUAUGUAGGCCUAUUUAGUGUGCAUGGUUAUUCAUGUAACAUGCCCAAUGCUUCCUUCCAGUGAAGGAGCUUUCAGACUUGUUUCCACUGAAAGCUAUUUGUUGAUUUGUACAGCAUUAUCUGAAGGUGUAUGGGGUAGGAAAGUAAAUAAAUCAAUGUUUAACUCAUCUUUCAUAUAUAAGCUUUACUGAACCAAUGUGCCAUCAAUGAAUAUGUUUUAGACUCCUAAUGUCCCAAAUAAACAAGGUUACGCACAGCAGCUACCUUGGCAAUUUCUAGUAAUUUGUACAUAUAAUAAAAGACAUGUAAAUGUUAAAGGAAGUGGUGGGGGAACAGAGGGCAGCUGACCUAUCUUUCCUUUUUCUUAUUAAUUUUAGUGUCAAAGCUUCAAAAAAAAUUAAUAACAAAAUUUUUUUAGCCAUUUGGACAUUAAGAGAUUCUUUAAUGAUUACAUCCUUUACAUCCUGUCCAAAUAUUCUACACGAUACUAUUAAUAAUAAUUAACCACACUGUCAAAUAACUAAUUGUGACAGUGUGGAGAAGAUAAAGUCACUGUUUUUUUUUCUCAGAGUUUUGUCAGAGUAUGCAGAUUUAAAUGAAAACAUUUUUUCUUUCUUAUGUAUACAGACAUAUUGAUAUCCUUCAAAAACCCUUUUCAGUGCACUGCCCCAGUGGCUAAUGUAAUAGUGUGAUCAUUGUUUGUUUGUAAAUAUGAAUUGUAUGAGAAAUAAAUACACAUGGUUUCUGA
Messenger RNA from Toxotes jaculatrix (banded archerfish), 3604 nucleotides. RefSeq names its product zinc finger and BTB domain containing 32 (gene zbtb32). Gene Ontology annotation, biological process: regulation of transcription by RNA polymerase II. Lineage: Eukaryota; Metazoa; Chordata; Actinopteri; Toxotidae. Gene Ontology annotation, molecular function: RNA polymerase II cis-regulatory region sequence-specific DNA binding; DNA-binding transcription factor activity, RNA polymerase II-specific; protein binding. The coding region runs from base 123 to 1652 and encodes 509 amino acids. The record is from RefSeq and is a predicted model, not a curated record. The transcript has 5 exons.